AUAUCUGUGCGGCAGCGCCAGCCCAGUCCCACGGGUCACAUCCUGCCCCUGCAAAUCUCUGCCGGGAAGGACGGCUCGUCCCAGGCUGGAUUUCGGGGCGGCUGCUGGGGGGGGACCCAUCGCCUUGUGGGGCACCCCCGGGGUGGGAGACCAUCAGCUGUGUGAUGGACACCGUGGAGGUGUCCUGGAGGUGGACCUGAUGUUUUACCUUCUGCCGGUUGGGCUCUGCAGCAGAGGCAGGGAAGUGCUGGAAGUUCGUCAAGGGCUGAAUUAAAGUUGCCUGGCAACCUCCAUCCCGGCUCCUCUUCCCGCAUCUCGCAGGAUUUCCCACCCCAAGGAGGGUUUGGCUGCUGGUCCCAUCCCGGAGAACUGGGGAGCUCAUCCUGAGGAUCGGCUGUGCCGGCCCCGUGGCAGGGGGCUGGGCAACCACCCUUGCCAGGGGAGCAGGAAGAAGAUGAGCAGGGGCACGUCCCAUCUCCUGACGGCUCUCCUCGUGGUGGUGGAGGUGGCGAUGGGCUACCCCUCACGGCGCUCUGCCACCGACCUGGAUGCCACCCCCAGGACAACGGUCACCUUUGAUGAGCUGUCGGACGUCCGGCACUUCAGCACACGCACCCUCAACUACAGCACCCUGCUGCUGGAGGACGAGCGGGGCGUCCUCUACGUGGGUGCCAGGGGAGCCAUCUUCGCCCUCAACUCCAGCGAUGUGACCGACGGCUCCCACCGCACGAUCCACUGGGAAGCCUCCCCGGAGAAGCGGAUGGACUGCUUGCAGAAGGGCAAAAACAACAAGACCGAGUGCUUCAACCACGUGAGGUUUCUGCAGAGGCUGAACAGCACCCACCUCUACGCCUGCGGGACCUACGCCUUCCACCCGCUCUGCGCCGCCAUCGAUGCCGACAGGUUCACGUUGCCGGCCCACUUUGAGGAAGGCAAGGAGAAGUGCCCGUACGACCCAGCCCGUGGCUACACCGGCCUCAUUGUGGAUGGUGGCUUGUACACGGCCACGCGCUACGAGUUUCGGAGCCUCCCUGACAUCCGGAGGAACCUGUACCAGCGGCCGCUGAAGACGGAGGAGUCCCCGCUGCACUGGCUGAAUGAUGCUGAGUUCGUGGCCUCUGUGCUGGUCCGGGAGAGUAAGGACAGCCCCGUGGGCGACGAUGACAAAAUCUACUACUUCUUCACGGAGAGGGCGGGUGAGGAGACCACGUCCUUCUUCGACAAGAGCCAGGUGGCCCGGGUGGCCAGGGUGGCCCGUGUCUGCAAGAGCGACGUGGGGGGGAAGAAGAUCCUGCAGCGCAAGUGGACCUCCUUCAUGAAGGCACGCCUGGUCUGCUACAUCCCCUACUACGAGGUGCUGCGCAGCGUCUGCAGCCUGGACGAGGGUGGCUGGGCCAGCACCGUCUUCUACGCCGCCUUCACCCUCUCGGCGCAGUGGUGGGGCUCUGCCCCUCCAGGAGGACCAUGGAGGCCUCGGCCGUGUGCCGCUACAGCAUCUCGGGGGUGCAGCACGCCUUCGAGGGGCCCUACAUGGAGUACCAGGACUCGGCUCGCAAGUGGUCCCGCUACGACGGUGCAGUGCCCGAGCCCCGGCCCGGCUCUGAAGGGCUACAACUCCUCGCAGGACCUGCCCAACAGCGUCCUGGACUUCGUCAAGCUGCACCCCUUGAUGUUCGAGGAGGUGAAGCCGGCCGGCGGGGAGCCGCUGCUGGUGAAGAAGAACGUGGCCUACAGCCAGCUGGCCGUGGACAGGGUGCGGGCCCUCGAUGGCCGCUCCUACGAUGUGCUCUUCAUGGGGACAGGGGAUGGCUGGAUCCAUAAGGCCGUGGUGGUGGGCUCCAGCAUCCACAUUGUGGAGGAGGUGCAGGUGUUCAAGGACCCGCAGCCCGUGGAGAGCCUGGUCAUCUCCCACGCCCAGAGGAGCCUGUACGUGGGGGCUGCCAGCGGGAUCCUGCAGGUGCCCCUGGCCUCCUGCGCCCGAUACGCCUCCUGCUACGACUGCAUCCUUGCCCGGGACCCCUACUGUGCCUGGGAUGGCAGCGUGUGCCGUGCCACUGCCACUGCUGACAGCACAAGGCUGGUGCAGGACAUUCAGAGCGGCAACGAGGGAUGCCGGAGCACCUUCGGGCGCACAGGCUCCCUGCCCUGGAAGAACCGGACGGUGCUGCAAGGAGAUGACGUGCUGCUGCCCUGCGACCAGCGCUCCAACCUGGCACGGGCCGUGUGGCUGCUGAACGGCAGCGAGGCGCUGGCGGCGGGGCAGGAGGGGCUGCGCGUCGGGGUGGACGGGCUGCUGGUGACGGACACGCUGCCCCGGCACAGCGGGGAGUAUCGCUGCUACGGGGAGGAGAGGGGCCUCCGGACGCUGUUGGCUACCUACAGCCUCACCGUGCUGGCCGAGAUGCCCCGCAGCCCCACGGUUGCCACCUUGCCCCCCGCCGCCAGCUACGCGGCCGGUGACGUGAACGUGGCCUACAUCUCCGCCAUCGUGGCCCUGGUGGUGCUGUGCUCCUUGCUCAGCGCCGGCCUCCUCUACAUGUCCUGCCUGGAGAAACGCAAGGGCAAGUACGUCCUGGGGGAACCACGGCCGUCCAGUGUGGAGCUGCAGACCGUCUCGGCCAACUGCCUGCGCAAAGGCCACCACCGGGAGGAAGACGAGGAGGAGGAGGAAGAAGGGUCUGCCUACCCCGACGGUUGCCUGCGGAUCAUCCCCGGCGAGGCGCCCACGGCGGCCACCUCCCCGGUGAAGGAGUUGCCGGUGGCCGUGCCCCCGUUGCCGCCGCCCCCGCCGCUGCCAGCCGAGCUCACCAACGGGGUGGGGGCUCUGCCCAACGUCCUCCGCAAGAUGAAUGGCAACAGCUACAUGCUGCUGCAGCAGCAGGACGAGCCCCUCGCCUCCCCCCUCUACAGCACCUCCUUCACCGAGGAGCUCAACAAGAUGCUGGAGAAGCGGAAACACACGCAGCUCGUGGAGAAGCUCGACGAGAGCUCCGUGUAGGGGGCCGGGAGGGGGGGGGUCCUGCAGGGGGGAUCCUCCUCCCUCCCCCCCCAGCCCCUUCUCCCACCCCCCUGCCAGCAGUGUUACACAAGACUCAGGCGAAACUACCUCCUGGAUGGCAGAGCCGGGCCGGGCCCGGCUGUUCCUUUCAGCUUUUCACUGACUUUUUGAGACUCACUGUACAGAAAAAAAAAGAAAAAGAAUCUAUUUAAAUUUGGGAGCUCUAUUUAUGUAUAAAAACCCACCGACGGCGGCCACGAGCUGGAGGCAGGAGCCUGGCUAAAGGUGGACACCUGGGGGGGGAGGAAAAGUUUCCGUCUGUCUGUCCAUUCAGGCAUGAUUGAUGCUGCUGUGGACGCGUGGACUCCCACCUGCCCCACUGGGCAUCCCUCAGCAACACGGGAGGUGGACGGCUGCUGAGAGGGUUCCCCCUCUGGGAGAGGACGGUUCAGCGAGGGACGGAGCUGGGGUGAGGAACCCGAUGUCCCCGAGCGCCCCGGAGCAGCGAUGGGACGGUGCGUGCCCACCGUGAGGAGGCCACAGGUGUCUAUUUUUGUCAAAGUUAGGUUGAUGGUUGGACAAGAUGAUCUUUAAGGUCCCUUCCAACCUAGAAGAUUCUGUGAUUCUGUGACCCCCCUGAUCCUGAUGGACCACUCCCUCCCAGGGCGCUGCAGGGGAAGAGCGAGACGCAGCAGCCGCCAGCGGGCAGCAAGAGGCACCAGCAGGCACCGCCGUGCCCUCCAGCCUGGCAAGAGACCAGCGCAGCACCCACGUCUUCCUGGCAUCUGCGAUGCCCCCCGCGGCCCUGGACAUCACGUGUGUCUGCCCUCCUGCAUGUGGUGCCGUUGGAGAAGCGGAGUUCAGGGCACAGCGUGUGGAACAACGUGUGGGAGGGGGAAAAUGUCCUCACGCAGCGAGGAGGAGGAGGAGCAGCCCCGGAGCAGAGCCUGCCUCCCCUCUGGGGCCUCUGGCUCUUCACGGCACUUUCCAGGGGCAGUUACUGUCCCCAGAUUCCCCCAACUACCUCUGCUCCUACCGCUUCCUGGGACAAGCUGAGGGACUGAGGUGACAAAAGCAUCUCACACCCCAAGGACAGGGUGGCGACACGAGAAGCAGGGGAGGUAGAGACUUGCUGGGGUACACGUCCUCCCCUGCGCUCCCUGCCAGCACAACUUCCAGGAUCAGGAUAUUGCCUGGAGCUCAGCCACGCCGGGGGGGACAGGAGAGGGGUGGCAGCCCCUGGGGUCCCUAAGAGGUUGGAGGCCUUCCUGCCUUAGAAGAGCAAGGAUCAGUGGGAAAAGGCAAGAGCUGGAUGCCUGGCUUCUCCCAUCCUGCCCCCACCCUUGGUUUUGCUGCAAGGAGGGGCAGGCCAACCCCAGGCAUCCCCCCCCCUCCCCUCAAGGAGGGACAUCACCCUCCGUGCCCAGCACCCCUCGUGCACAGCCCCCCGUGCCCCCUGGCAAUAAACAUGGCUCUGUCUGGA
This is a messenger RNA of Calidris pugnax (ruff), 4481 nucleotides long. RefSeq names its product sema domain, immunoglobulin domain (Ig), transmembrane domain (TM) and short cytoplasmic domain, (semaphorin) 4G (gene SEMA4G). Lineage: Eukaryota; Metazoa; Chordata; Aves; Charadriiformes; Scolopacidae. The record is from RefSeq and is a predicted model, not a curated record. The transcript is spliced from 17 exons. Gene Ontology annotation, molecular function: semaphorin receptor binding; chemorepellent activity. The coding region runs from base 455 to 2998 and encodes 847 amino acids. Gene Ontology annotation, biological process: neural crest cell migration; negative chemotaxis; semaphorin-plexin signaling pathway.